AAAUAAGCUUUUGAAAUAAUAUAAUUCAAGAAACCACCCCACCCCCACGUCAUGUGACGAAAGCAAGCGCGGGUAAUUCGGAAGUAACACGCGAAACAGACUGUAAUACAUCAAAACGGUGCUGUUUUUCGAGGGUUAAGACAGACUAGAAGAGCAGGAAAUGAGAUGGAGAGCUACCUCUGCUGCAAUCUGAGCACAGCUCCUCUCUCCGCAGCUGCACAGAGCAUCAUAGCAGCCCUUCGGGUCCAGUAUGCGCAUAGGGGAGAAAGAAACGGAGCUACCUUGACUUCUAGAGGGUUCAGACUGUCUCAGCAUCAAGGCAGAGAUGACAGAAAUCAAGAGUUGUACGGAGACUUGGACUUAAAUAAUCUGGCAGAAGAUUCAAACCACUUCAAGCUAAGGGAUGUGACCAGUAAUGAGAGCGUGGAGAGCCUUCAGAUUAGACCAGACGUUAUGACAGAAGCAGAGAUCCAUAAACUGACCUUCGGUAAGAGGAAGUGGAUUCAACCAGCAAGCCCCACUGGAAAAGGCCCAGUAUGUUGCAAUCAACAUGAGGCUCCCCCAGUGAAGAAGAUCAGCUUUAGCCAGCUUACGUUGCUUACUAACAACUGUCAUCCAGCAUCCGAAGAAGAGUGCAAAAGGAUUAAUAUUGUGGACAAUCAGAGUAAGAAUGGACAGAUAAACCAAUUUUGGAGCUGUCAAUCAGGGUUGACAGAGAAAGAUAACGGUGAUUCUGUUUGUGAGGAAACCUCAAAAGAGGCCAGAGCUGCCAAAGCUGUGUUCAUACAAGUGCAGCAUAAUACUUUUAUAUCUAAUGCAGAGAAACCAACAUCUAAAUAUAAGGAUCUGGAGACCAGCCAUUGCUGGCAAGAUAGUAGAAACUCUGAAUUGUCAGCUCCAGUGGAAAGUUGUGCACAUGCCAAAAGAUGUGGGAGCAUCUCUCUCCUUGAACGUGUGCAAGACACACCUGUUAGGUCAGGUGAAAUACUGGACUCGGAAAGGGAGAAAGAAGACAGCGACUCUGAAAGACAAGAUAUUACCAAGAGCAGAACUGGUUCUCCCCAGCCAGAUGAGAAUACAAUACUGAUGCCUGUUGAAGAGAGAACUGGAAAGAUGGAGUCCACAGUACAUCACACCAGUGGUGGUGUGCAGCACAGCAUCCAGCCCCACUCUCAGGCUGGUGAGGUGAAAUCAUUUCUAAAGCAUAUUGGAAAAUGGGAACCCUCUGGACCCUUACAGGAAGCUCCUAAGAUCACUUCAUCCCAGGAGUUGUGCAAAAAUACACUUAGAAACCCAACGGUCCUACAUGCAAAAGUAAAGGGCUCGGUGCAGCUCUUAAAACAACCAAAAGCUCCACGGCCUGGUGUCAAGAGGCAGAGACAUCCCCUCAGACGCCAGAAAGAAUCUAAGAGUCAAGGAUGCAAUAAACCGAAUAACUUCAAACACCUCAAGCCCUCCGAUCCAAGUCUGUCAGGAUCCAAAAUAAGCUAUCAGAUGUCUUCAGAAACAGAUAGAAAAGAAGAUGGAAACACAACAACCUUUAGAGGGGCUUUUAGUCUGAUCUCUGAUCCCAGGGUGUGCGACACAGGGCGUCUCUCACAAGAGGAUAGAGAAUUUAUGUUGGAGGAGGUUGGAAAAGCGAAAGCAUUAGUUGUUACCAUGGUAUACCAAGACGGCACAAUACAACUGGACCCAGAACAGAAGCUGUACCCUGCAGUGUGUGGCCUGCUGGUUUUGCUGAAGACUGAUUUGGACUCAGAGGGACUACAGGACAGACCACCAGAGAGGGUGCUGUUCCUCAAACUAGAGCAGACACCAGCCUGGGCCCAACAAGACUUUACACAAAAGCAGGAUGCCUUUACCAGAGAGCUGCUGCUGCAGAUGAUGUGUGGCACAAAGCCGUUUGUGUGCUUUAAAGCUAAAGACCUGCUUCGCACAGCAUUGAGACACUUUAGCAGAGACCUGAGCUGGAAACAAGUGUUGGGGUGUCAAGUCAUGGAUCCUCAGAUUGCUGCGUGGUUGUUAGAUCCUGGCGACUCUGCUUCCUGCUUUCAGACCCUGCUUUCCAAACACUACAGACAUCCAGUUAUGCCCACACUGCAACCUGUGCUUGGGCAAGCCAAGGUGACUCAAGCAAUCUCAAAUUUGGCUCUCCUACACAAGCUAAUGGUGGAACUACAAAACAAGCUUCAGACUCGGGGGCUGUGGCAGCUCUAUUCUGGCAUAGAACAAAAGAUGAUUCCAGUUCUGGCAGGUCUGAGCAAACAGAUUCUAGAGAUAACAAAGUGAAUGACUUCGCUUACAGAAUCUCAUCAUACUACAUAUCCAUGAUCUAUUCACUUCAUGAUAUAAUCGUAAUGAUUUUGUUUUCUAUUUUUACUUGAAAACAGUGGUGUAACUUUGUUUUGAAAAGUAUGUGGGACAGGAGUGUGUGUGUGUGUGUGUGUGUGUGUGUGUGUGUGUUCUUGUAUUCAUGGAUUAUGAGGACACAUGUGUAUAAUGACAUGGGUAUUGCAACGUAAACAUGGUUUAUGAGGACACUUCCUGUGUCCUCGUAACCAAAUGGCUUAAAAAAUAUACUAAACAGUGUUUUUUUUUUUAAAUUAAAAAAAAAUGUAGACAGUUUCCUGUGAUGGGUAGGUUUAGGGGUAGGGGGAUAGAAUGUACAGUUUGUACAGUAUAAAAACCAUUACGUCUAUGGAGAGUCCCCGUAAACCACAUAUACAAGUGUGUGUGUGUAUGUGUGAGAGAGAGAGAGAGAAAAAAAAAUAAGACUACGAUGUCCAGAAAUCAAUUUCAGUAGUACAUUGAGUUUAAUUUAAUGACAUAGAACUCCUGUUUAUUGUGAUAGUUUCAUCCUUACAUCUACUAUAAUACAAUAUGUUGUUAGACCCAAGAUUGUUCACGUUGGUGAAUAAAUAGAUCCGCUAUUAGCAUUCGUGAGUUUAAAUGGUCUGGUGGUAGAACUUUUGUUAAGCAUGCUAGAGGUUCUGAAUUAUAAUUCGCACUUAUAUAAUUUUUUUUUCCUCUCAAUGUUCAGUGAUUGUAAAUCAAGAACAGGGACACGUUUCUGUGCAUUUUAUUUUGUGAUUUCAACGGAACGAAUAGAGGGUCUCCACAACGGUUAGCGAUAGAUUGGAGCGCUCGUCUGUGCACGAAACACUACCACUGAUAACAGCGGCAACAAGCACUCAGCAUGAUUAUAAAAACAACACAUUCAAGCACCAGAUUGACUCUUAUUUAACUCUGCUAGUCAACUAGAGAUGUUUAAUUUGUAUUACAUACAUCUGUACCGCAAGAUGUUUCAAAAAGUGGUGGGGACAUGUCCCACCUGUUCCACCAGCAAAUUACGCCUAUGCUUGAAACAGUUCCAAAUUGUUUUUUACUGUAUGUCACAGACGUUUUUUUUCAUCAGUGUGUUCACAAUCAAAUAUGUUUUUGUGAAAUCUUGAAAUUGCCACAUAUUUGAAUUUGACCAACUGUUUCAGAUCCUGUCAUACAGAAUUUUUGAAUGCAGUUUUGUAUUUAAUCAGGUAAUUUGUGACUAAUCCUUCUUUAAUUCUCUAAUUUUUCAGCUACUUAAUUUUUUUUAUUUGCAGUGUUCAGUUAAACCUUUAGUCCAGCGCAUUCAUUUCCUUUCUAUCUUUAAAUUUUCAUUUCACUGUCUGAAACGAAACACUAUUUCAGAAGGAAGCUAUAUAUCACUGCUUUAAAGUACCCCUGCAGUCAAUAAUUUUAUCCCUUAAAACUUAUCUUUGAUAAUCAAAAUGACAUAUUUAAACUUUUAUAUUAAAAGCUUUUUUUCAUGUGAAAAUAAUUUCUUUAUGCCUUAAAAUAGCUUGAAUGUAACUCUACGCCCUUGCUUCAUUUAGUAUGCUGUUACAUUAAUAUGCAAAUUAGUCCACUCAUUUACACCAGCUCGGACUACCUGAUCCACUCAGUCAUCUCUAGUAAACGCUACACAAUGGCAAGUGGAAAUAUUGGCUUAAUUGAGCAAUAUAUGUUUGAACCAGAAACUGAUUCAGAAGAAGAAGAGGAACAGUGAAUUAUACAGGGUCGUCUUCUCUACAAGUCGAUAUAUCUGAAUGGUAAUGCGUUUUAUGCAUUGCUCGGACAUGGUUUAUUACAACGUCAGACACUGUAAUUGAUAUGAUUAGCCUUAGGCUUGACUAUGUUAUGAAAUGGCUAAUAAUGUAUUGCUAAUGUUAUACAAACCAUGUUCCUGUUUGCCAUCUCAGAGUCAGACUGCUGCCUUCUAAACAUCAGCAUACUUAGAAACGCUUUGAACAGCAUAGAAAGUGAUUAGUUAUGUGAUUGUGAUAAUAGGAAACGGCCAGUUUCAAACGCCGGUUUUGAGACUGUCUUUGGCACACUGCAGUUUUACUCAGCAAUGGUUGACUGAUGGUUUGCUCAUGCUUUGUCUUAAAGCGUAUUAAAAACUCUGUAUAAACAACAUUAAAAACUUGAUUUUCACCUCAGGAGGUCUUUUGCAUUUACAAUGAAGCUAAUAAUUUUGAGGUGCUGCUUUAACAUUGUUCUCGCUCUCUUAGCAAUGGAGAGCUAUAAAAUUAAUGUGGACAAGGAGACCUUGAAAAAGACUUCAGAAAUGUUGGGGGUAAGAGUUUGUGUUUGUAAUUUUAUAAACAACUAUAAAAAGUGAUUUUCUCAAGCCUAUCUGCCCUGAGGGGGAAUGGAGAGUCUGUUAUAUAUAGUUAAUAUUAAUGAGUAGAACAUUACUUUCUCUUAAACUUCUCUCAUAUCACUUAUCUUCUCAUUCUCUCUCAUGAGUGUACAUAUAUUGUUUUCUCUAGUGCUUUGUCUAUAUUAAUUUCAUAAACUUUUACACUUUUCACGCUUCCUCCUCUUCUAUCGUUUUUCUAAAUCUCUCCCAUCCUUC
This is a messenger RNA of Ctenopharyngodon idella (grass carp), 4897 nucleotides long. Its product is annotated as HAUS augmin-like complex subunit 3. Gene Ontology annotation, molecular function: nucleic acid binding. The record is from RefSeq and is a predicted model, not a curated record. Gene Ontology annotation, cellular component: mitotic spindle; centrosome; HAUS complex. NCBI's taxonomy places the organism in Eukaryota, Metazoa, Chordata, Actinopteri, Cypriniformes, Xenocyprididae. The transcript is spliced from 12 exons. Gene Ontology annotation, biological process: spindle assembly; centrosome cycle. The coding region runs from base 166 to 2289 and encodes 707 amino acids.